GGACGUUGUCCCUGCGCCGCAGAGCAGGCCGCAGCGCAAUGGCUGACGAGGUGAGCACCCUGAUGAAGUCCACGGUCCUAAUGCGGCAGCCCGAGCGGGUGCAGGAGAUCGUCGGCGCACUCCGCAGGGGCGGGGGAGACCGGUUGCAGGUAAUUUCUGAUUUUGACAUGACCUUGAGCAGGUUUGCAUAUAACGGCAAGCGGUGUCCUUCUUCUCACAAUAUUCUGGAUAACAGCAAGAUCAUCAGUGAAGAGUGCCAGAAAGAGCUAAAGGUGCUACUUCACCAUUAUUACCCAAUUGAGAUCGAUCCAAACCGGACCGCCAGAGAGAAGAUACCUCAUAUGGUGGAAUGGUGGACCAAAGCUCAUGAUCUUCUAUGCCAGCAGAAAAUUCAGAAGGUUCAGAUUGCCCAGAUGGUGAGAGAGUCCGAUGCAAUGCUUAGGGAGGGAUACAAGAUGUUCUUUAACAUACUCUACCAUAACAACGUUCCCCUUUUCAUCUUUUCUGCGGGCGUCGGUGAUAUCCUGGAAGAAAUUAUCCGACAGAUGAAAGUUUUCCACCCCAACAUCCAUAUUGUGUCUAACUACAUGGAUUUUGAUGAAAAUGGUUUCCUACAGGGAUUCAAGGGCCAGCUCAUUCACACAUACAACAAGAACAGCUCUGUGUGUGAGAACUCCAGUUACUUCCAGCAGUUUCAGGGCAAAACCAACAUCCUCCUGCUUGGAGACUCCAUGGGAGACCUCACUAUGGCCGACGGGAUUCCAGAUGUGGAGAACAUUCUCAAAAUUGGCUUCCUAAAUGACAAGGUGGAGGAGAGGCGGGAUCGCUACAUGGACUCCUAUGAUAUUGUGCUGGAGAAGGAUGAGACGCUGGAUGUGGUCAACGGGCUGCUGCAGGACAUCCUGCGCCAGGGGGACCGGAUGGAAAUGCAGGGCUCCUGAGCGCACAGGCUGGGGCUGGCCCACGGGCAUGAGGAGGAGGGGGCGCCUCACCUGAGGAGCUCCACUGCGAGCGUUGCUCCUGCCUGUGUGUCCAGAGGGAAAUCCAGGGCAGCCUGUUGCUGCUGGGCCCGUGCCCCUCCUCCCUCCUUUCCGUUAGCACCUUCCAUUGUGUUCACCAGACUUAGGGGUGGACCCACCAGGUGGGAGGGUAGCAGAAGCUUUGGAAAUGAACCGUGAACCUGCAGGAUGUUAGCACUCUACUGCAGAGGCCUAUCUAAGGUAUGGCAUGUAUGGCUUGCGCCACUUGAAGGGGUGGGGUGGGGAGUGGGGGUGGCUCCACUGAGCAGUUUCUAUGAACCUGGUAUGCCCCAAUGUCCUUCCUCGAGCACAGUAGGCACAUGCCCCCUCAAGGGGGCAGAGAGGGGCACUUACCCCAGGCACAAGUCCAAGGGCAUGCCAAACCAGGGAGGGAAUGACAUUCUGAGGUACCACAAAAUAAAAGGGACCCACAGAAACAGCCAGACAAGACGGGGUAAGGCGUCUCUGCUGACGCUAUCAACAUCUGCUCAUCUUGAAAUGGGGAGGGGGGUGCAAUCUAGAGAUUGCCCUAGGGCACUUGUUGUGGGCCUGCAGGGACAAAAUCUCAGUGCUUGCCAUAGGUGCUAUUUUCCGUAAAUAUGUCUCUGUGAGGGAUCAUCUAGUCCAGGAACUUUUGUUUCCUCUGAAAUUUUUAAAUACCGGAACUUGUUCUUCAAACAACUGUUAACAUGUGAAACAAAUCAAAAUAAAAAAAUGAAAAAACAGCUGUUCUGACCCCGGAGGUGUGUGUCUGUGUUGUGGGAGCAGAGCCUGUACCUCUUUGACCCUUGAGGCACAGGAACCUCCAAGAAGCCUCUGAACUCUGCAGAACACAGUUUGAAAACCACCGAUUAGCCCAGGAGACCACCUGAGCACAGCCAGAAUAUAUCUGUGGGGAUUAGGGUGGCCGGGGUGGAGCUGAAAGUUUCUGACCUGCAAUGGUUUGGCUUUAUUCUGGGGAAGCUGCUAAGCUUCAAAUUCAGUCUGGAAUCAGUUGUGUUGAGGCAGCCAAGUCUGUAAUCUUAAAGAGGGGCUGUGACCAGGGACCUGAAGAGAGAGCUCUGUACAGUCUCAUCUUUGUUUUAAAGUAAUUGUUGACCAUUCGGUCUCAUAUAGGUGAUUUUCUUUUUCCUAGAUUUUUCUUUUUCUUUUAUUGUGCUUUAAGUGAAAGUUUACAAAUCAGGUCAGUCUCUCAUACAAAAACUUACACCUUGCUGUGUAACCCUAGCUGCUGUCCCCCUGAUGUAACAACACACUCCUCCUCUCCACCCUGUAUUCCCCAUGUCCCUUCAACCAGCGCCUGUCCCCCUCUGCCUUCUCAUCUCACCUCCAGAGUCUACUUGAGCCAAGAAGCUGGCUCCACCAGUAUCAUUUUCUGUCUUAUGGUCCAGUUCAACCCCUGUCUGAAGAGUUGGCUUCUUUCAGGAAUGGUUCCAGUCUUGGACUAACAGAGGUCCGGAGGCCAUGACCUUUGGGGUCCCUCCAGUCUCAGUCAGACAUUAAGUCUGGUAUUUUUAUGAGAAUUUGAGGUCUGCAUCCCACUGUUCUGCUCCAUCAGGGAUUCUCUGUUGUGUUUCCUGUCAGGGCAGUCAUUGGUAGUAGCCAGGCACCAUCUGAUGGAGUCUCUGGUUUAUGUGGCCCUUUCUGUCUCUUGGGCACAUAUUUACCUUGUGUCUUUGGUGUUCUUCAUUCUUUUUGCUCCAGGUGGGUUGAGACCAAUUGAUGCAUCUUAGAUAGCCGCUUGCUAGCAUUUAAGACCCCAGACUCCAUUCACCAAAGUGGGAUGCAGCAGGUUUUCUUAAUAUAUUUUGUUAUACCAAUUGACAUAUAGGUGAUUUUUUAAAGGAGAACAGUACUUAAGGGUGAUUUUCAUUAUUUUUUGAGCUAGUUUGUAUUUUAUCUUCAAAGUGACCUCAGGGCUUAGUUUCAGUUCAACUUUUUUUUAGGAAUUUGAAGGUCUGGUCUACAUUUUUCUCCCAUUCAAUCAGGGUCCAUCUAUUGUGGCCCUGAUUGGAAUGGUUGGUAGUGGUAGCUGGGCACCAUCUAGUUCUUCUGGUCUCAGGGUAGAUGAAACCGUGGUUCUUGUAGACUGUGUUGUAGAUUCUCUAGGGCAGUUUUUGAAGGAAAAAUUAGAACAAACAGUUCACCUGGCAUUUUCUUAGCCUGGCCUCUUUCAGAGAAAUCCGUACCCCUCAUCUUCUUGUAGAGGAUCCCUGGCUGUUGGAAAGUUGUGUUUGUAGGUCUGUAAGGGGAAGGUGAUAGGAAUGUUAAUGAUACUGAGUGCCUGCUGUGUGCCAGAACACUCUGGGCGCUCUGAGGCCUGCUGUUUCAUUCUCCUAGUGACCCCAUGAGCAGGUGUAGUUCUCAGUUUGCAGGUGGCUCAGAAAGGCUGAGUAACUUGCCCACACUCCACAGCUAGAAUGAAGAUAUGAGCAGGAGUGUUUGUGACCAAAGCCCGGGUUUUUUCUUCUGCCUCAUGCUGCCUCCACACUGGCCAGCAGGCAUUUCACUGCUUCAGUUCAGAGCUGUCCUGUCAGGUUUCUGGGGGGAGGGGGUGGUCACUAUCUGAGGCUGGAUUUGUAACUACUGUCAAGGCCUUGAGGAACUUUCUGGAUGCGUUGGGGUGAGGGAGUGUGACCAUGGGAGCAUUCAUGUCUUGGUGGAUCCUGGGCAAGAAGUCCGUGCUUGUGGGGGCGAUUCAGUGUGAAUCUAGUCCUAUCAUUUUCCCACUCAAGCACCUGCUUCACGUCCACGGGCCAUCCUGUCUGUGGAAGGCUUGGGCCAUCUCCCUUGCACUGGCCAGAAUCCAGCUAGGUAGGUGAAGGUGGAUGGUAAGGCUGGCAGCUGAACUGACUCCUCCCCCAAGACCCUGUGGAGAUUUCAACUCAAUUACCUCUCCUUCUGGCAAGAGGCAGGUUGGGCAGGUGGUAAUCGCCAAUGGCCAGGAGCAGGGAGAGGUGGACAUGUUGUAGUAUUGGAAACCAUCCAUGUGAAAAGGUGUAAUUCAGCCUGUGUGGUUUAAUUUAAUCUUAGAGCUUUGUGUCUUGUGUUUGGGGUCAAGGGCCUUGUCUUUCCCAUUCAACUGCAAGUUUGGGGGACAAGGAUCAUCUCUCCAUGCCUCCCUGCAGGCUCCUCUCCUCUCUGGACACUUAUCUCCUCACCCCUCAUCCCCAGACCUGGGCUCAUUUUCCCCAGUGAGGCCCCCAGGUUAGGCCUGAGGCAGAAAACCUGAGAGAAAAGGCCGAGACCUCAAGGACCCUGCCUCCAGCUGAUGAGGU
This is a messenger RNA of Loxodonta africana (African savanna elephant), 4297 nucleotides long. It is a transcript of the gene NT5C3B, whose product is annotated as 5'-nucleotidase, cytosolic IIIB. Gene Ontology annotation, molecular function: 5'-nucleotidase activity; magnesium ion binding. NCBI's taxonomy places the organism in Eukaryota, Metazoa, Chordata, Mammalia, Proboscidea, Elephantidae. The transcript is spliced from 9 exons. The coding region runs from base 39 to 941 and encodes 300 amino acids. The record is from RefSeq and is a predicted model, not a curated record. Gene Ontology annotation, cellular component: cytoplasm.